Messenger RNA from Phoenix dactylifera (date palm), 690 nucleotides. RefSeq names its product cytochrome c oxidase subunit 6b-2-like. Gene Ontology annotation, cellular component: mitochondrion; respiratory chain complex IV. The record is from RefSeq and is a predicted model, not a curated record. Lineage: Eukaryota; Viridiplantae; Streptophyta; Magnoliopsida; Arecales; Arecaceae.
UCCGUCCCAGUACGGUCAGCUGUCGACUCUGAUGCAACGGUCGAAAAUCUACGGAGACAACGGGGAUCCAUUUUUAUUACGUUCGAACAAGGGCGUCCGGCCUCCGGGGUGAGCCGCAUUCCGGAGCUUCGUCUCGUGCGGCCAAGAAGCUACCGAUGGCGGAGAUUGAGUUGAAAACUGCACCAGCAGAUUUUUGCUUUCCCUCAGCAAAUCAGACAAGGCAUUGUUUUACUCGCUACAUUGAAUAUCACAAGUGUUUGAAGGCUAAAGGUGAAGAUGCUGCUGAUUGUCAAAAGUUUGCCAGAUACUAUAGAUCUUUGUGCCCACUGGAAUGGAUUGAGAAAUGGAAUGAGCAAAAGGAGAGUGGCACUUUUCCGGCCCCCCUCUAAGUGACCAAUGCCUAGAACUUUGCUGCUCUUGACCACUCUUCCUAGAUUCCUAGUGCUGUUACAGAAUUCUUGCUGCUGAUUGCAUGACAACUUUUAUUUGUGAUGAUUUUUAACAUUUGCUUGAACAAAAGGAUGACUGGUAAUGCGUUGAUACAACUUUAUCAGCAAAUUAUUUCCUUGCAAACCAACUCAGUGGUCUUCAUGUUGGUUUCUGUGUUGGUUAUCCCAUAUACACCUCGCUAUGUUUAGCUUCAAGAACUAUCUGCAGUGAAAAUGUGAAAUUAUGGGAGUUAUCCUUUCA